UGUCGCUAGUGACUCUGGGGCAGUGGAAGAAGAUAUGCCCAUGCAUUUGGGUGUAUGUUGUCGUCAGAUUCGUCAACAGGGCGUUAUUUGAAAACAAUUUCACCCGGGGCACGUAAUGGAAAUUGUGGAAUCUUUCGGGACAAAAUACCGGUUGAGUCUCCAUCCGGAUAGUUUGUCUGGGGUGGGUUGUUGUUUUAAGAAGAAAUGACUAAUCCUUAAAAUAUUUUAUUGUGAUCCUUUUUUGCCCGAUUAUCACGUACACGCUCAUCCUGAAGGUCAUCCAUGACGGGUUUGGAUUCGAAUCAUUCAUAAACUACCAAAAAUGCGUUAAACAUUCAUGGCGAAGAUAGAUCCUACUCCUGUGCUCCAUUCAUUGUUUGGCUAUGUCCGCUCGGCGUAACAUAAAUAUGUGAUUAUUCGGUAAAUCAUAUUAUAUCAUCAGUACGUGCAUUACGUACAGACUAGUGAUGAGAAAAAUGAAGUUUUUGUCGGAAUCGAUUCCGACUAGCUCCGAAAUUGUCUGGAAUCGAUCCCGGAAUCGGCUUCAGAAUUGGUUCUGGAAUCGGCUCCGGAAUCGAAAUCGGCUUCAAAAUUGGUUCCGGAAUUGCAAUCCGCUCCAGAAUCGGAAUCAGUUCUGGAAUCGAAAUCGGCUCCGGAAUCGGUAUUGGCUCCGAAAUCAAAAUCGGCUUCGAAACGGAGUCGGUUUUGGUGUCUCCAUAAGAAUAGGCGUUUGGGUCUAAUGAUGCUACGUGUUGAUAGCCGCAAAAAUUCAAAAUGUACUUGUAAACGAUCCAUUCUUAUGGAGAUUCCAGGAGUGAUUUGGCUUUUGAAACUUCUUCUUCGGAAAGAACUGAUUCUCAUUCCUGAGCUAAUUCCAUUUUUGGAUUCAAUCCUGAUUCCGUUAUCGGGGCGAAUUAUGAUUCCCAGGUAUAUUCCGAUUCCGGAGCCGAUUCUGAUUCCGGAGUCGAUUCUGAUUCCGGAGUCGAUUCCAAUGGCGGAAUCGAUUCCGGAGCCGACUCUGAAAUCGGAUCCUGAGUUUACUCCGAAAUCGGCUCCGGAAUCGGCUUCGGAAUCAACUCCGGAAUCGACUCCGGAAUCAGAAUCGAUUCCAGCAUCGGAAUCGGCUCCGAAAUUGAUUCCGAACACGGAAUCGGAAACGGGUAGGUCCGAUCAAUCACCAUGUAAUUGGCAAAUAACCUUUCCAUAGGAAUUCCCAACCUUUUUGGAGUCGAAAUUAGGAUUGGAUAUUGAACUUUAGAUCCAAGUGGGCAAGCUUUCCUAGAUCAACAGCCUACUGUAGGGUAGCCAUGAUCGUGGUACAUAUGGAACCUUUAGGGCCUGGACCACUAUUGAUCUUCAGGAUCAUCAAAAUGUUUUAGGAAGCAGUCAAAGGCACGAGAUUUUGGAGUAAACAAAAAAUAUCAUUUCUUAAAACAAAAUUACGCCUUAUUCUAUAGUUUUGCAAGAUCGUUCGAUGAUCCAACAUAGCAAUGAGGAUCAUCACUACCAACCACUACUGUACGUGUUUAACCUACGUAACAGGGUUGCUUAACAUCUUGGAAGGUCGCUAUCUUCUAGAAAAUAGAUGGUAAAUGUUCCGGGAAAGUCGCUAAAUCGCUCGAUCAUCAUCAUAACAAAGUGCUUCCAGUUCCUCGUUGGUCCACCUGGCUGACGAAACCUCACAGUACGUGCCGGUGGCCCAUGUGGGGGGUAGUACACUGGUUUUGGUUCAAACAUUCUCCCAUUUUCCAUUGUACGAAUUUCACACGUUUGUUUUUAAAUUUACAAAAUAUAACUCUCCUACUACCCACACCUGGACUGACUAGCAGGUGGCGUGCCUCAACGUCGUCACAACGAUUUGCGACGCGAAAGUUUGAAAACAUUCCUCCCCAAAAGGAAUAACAUGCUGCAAACAUCGCGCACAAGGGCGUCCGCGGGGAAUAACUCGUGGUUUGUGGUGUAAACUAUCACAAGCGACCGUUGCUGCCCUUAACAUUGACUUUGGGGCUGCCGCGGUUGGGGAGACAUGUGCGUAACAACCUGCACAGUCUGCACGGGUCUAGACCAACGUGUCUAUAGAGGCUAUAAAACGUUCCGCACCGGAUCGACGAGGGAACAGUCGGAUGUGUAGGGCUCUUGGAUGCUCUUGGUGCUGGUGCUGCUCUGGAUAGUAGCAAGAAACGUUAUCAAUUUAGCGCUCCGUUAAGCUUAUAUUACUUUUUACGUACAAAAAACCUCCUGGAGGUGAUGCGGUCUAAAGUGUGUUCCGGCGGCAUGAUGCCGACAGUGGCUCUCCUCCCGCUUCUGGUCGGUCUGCUGUCGCUGGCCGUGGCGGUGCAGGGCGCCUGCAGCUCUUCGGACAACUGUACGCGCACGAUCUACACCUGGGAAGGGGGCCGGAUCGUUUGGCCCUGCCCGACCACGAAGCGGCUCAUCACCAGCACCGGCAAGUACAAGCCACGUGAUCUGAUCGCGAUGCGCUGCCAGCGCAGCGGUACGCACACGCUGUGCGUGUUUCCGCGCUACAAGAGCAGCAACCCGAUCACGCUGAGCAAGGUGUACGCAACGAAGAAGGGCUGCGACGUCAAGUUCGAACCGUUCCCGUGCUGGAACGAGCAGGAGGAGGGCAACUGCAAUGCGCUCCAGUCGGCCAUCGAUCUGCACAGCGAUGGCGAGUACGUGUGGGUGCUGGACAGUGGGGUGACGCAGUCGCAGCGCACACCGGUCCAGCGCUGCCCGCCGAAGGUCGUGGUGUACUGUAGCAAGACCGGCAAGAAACUGAAAACGAUCAAUCUGGCCCGGUUUGUGACGGAAAAGUCGCGCCUGCAGUACAUCCAGGUAGAGUGUCUGAAGGGCGGCCGGUGCUACGUGUACGUGAGCGACCCGGGCAACAAUGCGAUCAUCGUGUACGACGUGUACAAUGGGCGCGGAUAUCGGGUGAUCCUGCCGAAGGCUGUCCACAUGGGCUGCCGCUACCGGGACAUGCUGUACAUCUUCCUGUCGAAGCACAAGGAAGGUACGCGGCUGUACUUUACCUAUCUCGGCGGUAAUCGACUGUUUGCGAUCAAGACGGAGCAUCUGCGCAAGGGACACGGUGGCAACAUUAUAGACAUUGGCGAGAAACCGGUGGUGCCCGUCUUCCUCGGCACGGACGGUGGCCAUGGAGUGUUCUUCAGGGAGGAGGGCGAGAUGAACAUCUACUACUGGGACACCAACACCUGCUGGAAAAAGACCAACUUUAAGCUGGUGUACAAGAGCACGCUCGGCCUGUACGCAACGCACGUGUUCCCCGAUCUGAAGCUGAACCGGCUGCUGGUGCUGGAGAACGAUUUCCCGAGCUACGUGAAGGACCACGCCGGCUGUGGAACGCUCCAUCAGAUCUCGAUCCUCGAUGGAAGCUGCAAGUGUAGUUCGGGCUAGUGGAAGGGGUGGGUGUAGUAGCACAAGGAGUGCGGGGGCUGUAAGUUAUUAGUCGAAGCCGUUAAAAAGAUGGGGUAAAAUUUCAUUUGAACGAUGGCAGAAGGCGAUCGCGUUCAAACACAGCCGUUAUGCAAACAUGUGAUAUGCAAGAGAGCGAGCUAGUAGUGAGUAAGCUUGCUAAACCAUGGUACUCGGGACGAUUCCGACACUGUCCGGAAGUAUGUUAGUAAUAAAGUUUCUAACAAUUUAAAACGAAAUGUUUGCAAAGUCUUUGAUUUCUGAACUGAUUUGUUUAAGAUAAGUCCCUUUCCUUUCCACUUGGGUUGUUUAAGUUUAUCUCUCGAUCUAUUUAGAAGAUGCACAAAGCAUUUUGUAUUCUGAGAUCAAGGAUUAGAUCAUUUCGCAAUACUUUUAACUUGGCCAAAGUGGCGCAAAAACAAAACAUUUGAACACAAAUGAACUCGAUUGUUCGAAAACUUAAUAUUUAUUAUCGAAUGCAUACAGACUCUGUGUAGUGGGGGAGGAGACGUUGGAAUCUCACCUCAAAAUAAAUGUUACGCAUAUAUUACGGCCACACACGCACACUCACACACAGAUCUUAGUUCUUCUGCAGCAUCUCGCGCUUCUUGGCCUUCUCGAGCUUGGCCAGACGAGCCAUACUCUUGGGUCCAAGCAGACCACCGCCCCAGUGGCGGCGGAUAUCGUCGAACCGAUCGUUGAAGUUCGUCUUGAUCGUUUCGACCAGCUUGGCCAGGUUGGGCUUGUCCGCGUUCUCGACCUGGGUCAGCGCAACGCAGGUGCACGUCUUGCGGUACACCAGCGUGCCGAGGCGCGCCUUACCCUUGAUGAUGCAGUACGGCACGCCCAUCUUGCGGCAGAGCGCCGGCAGGUAGACGACCAGCUCGAUCGGAUCGACGUCGUGCGCAAUGAUCACCAGCUGGGCCUUCUUCUGCUCGACCAUCUUCACCACGGAGUUGAUGCCCUGGCGCAGCUGGUUGGCCCGCUUCGAUGGCGGUUCCUCCUUGCCGGCCGCCUUCGCUUCCGCCUUCGCCUUCAGGCGCUGGACGCGAGCGAUCGGGUUCUCCGGGCGGUACUUCUCCAGCAUCUUCAUCACCUGCUGGGCCGUCGGCUUGUCCAGCGUCUGGGUGAACUG
Anopheles gambiae (African malaria mosquito) is the source of this 4573-nucleotide messenger RNA. RefSeq lists its product as uncharacterized. The record is from RefSeq and is a predicted model, not a curated record. The transcript is spliced from 2 exons. NCBI's taxonomy places the organism in Eukaryota, Metazoa, Arthropoda, Insecta, Diptera, Culicidae. The coding region runs from base 2248 to 3420 and encodes 390 amino acids. Gene Ontology annotation, cellular component: extracellular region.